AUGCCGCCUCUUCCUCCCUCACACCGUGGAGAACGCAACGUUCAUGAGGAUCUCAUGAUUGAUCUCAGCCGCGAGAUGGAAAAGAAUGUAUACCACCAUACCAAGAACCCCAAUGGAAUCAUAGACCUGGGCUCGGCCGUCAAUUGUAUCAUGCAAGAUGUGUUGGGACCUUGGGUCCAGCGUCGCUUGAGCAAGAAACAGAUCAAGGAAUGCAAAGCUCUCGACUACAACGACACUCAAGGAAGCCCAGAGCUUCUGCAGGCCGCUGCCAGUUUCGUAAACCUCUUCUUUCGAUGCCGGCGCCCUCUGGCCCCAUCCAAUGUGCUAGCCGCCAACGGGUGCACCAGCUUGCUCGACUCCCUCGCAUUCAGCAUCGCGGAUGAAGGGGAUGCCAUCCUUGUGCCGACUCCGAGCUACGGCAUGUUUGCCCAUGACAUCACAGCCAGGAAUGGAGUUCGCCUUGUUCAUGUUCCGUGCGAUGACAUUCCCCAAGAUCGGUUCACGGCAGAGGCACCUCUCGACGACUCAAGCUGGAGCUCCCUUAUUGCGCACCGCCUAGAAAGUUGCAUAAUCCAGGAGCGCGCUCAAGGAUCUAAAGUGGCAGCCGUUCUUCUCGCCAACCCCGAAAACCCUCUAGGCCGUUGCUACAGCCCCGAUGUCCUUUUGCAAGUAUCCCAAGUCUGCGAGCUGCAUCAGGUGCAUCUGAUCGUCGAUGAGAUAUAUGCCUUUACUGGGGGCAGUGACUUUACCAGCAUACUGGCUCUAGACACCGCCAUGAACCGUGAGAACAUCCACGUCUUGUGGGGGAUGAGCAAGGAUUUCGGCCUCGGCGGUCUGAGGCUGGGAUUCCUUUUCACAUACAACAAACGACUAUACGAUUCCAUGAGAACCCUGAGCAUGUUCGGUUGGGUUUCCGCCUUCAGCGCCAAGGUCAGCACCGAGAUCUUGUCCGAUCACGGCUAUCUUUCACGGCAGUUCUUUCCGUUGCUUCAACAGAGGUUAGUCGACAGGAGGAGGAACGUCAUGAGCCGCCUUGCAAAACUCGGAGUACCUUUUAUUACCCCACAAGCCGGAUUCUUCAUCUUCAUAAACCUGUCAAGGUGGAUGAAGUUUUUGUCUAUCGACGAUGCAAAGGAAGACUUGGAAUCGAAGCUACUCCGUCACUUGAUGGCUCAUCAGGUUUUCUUGGAACCUGGGCAGGCGUUUUUCUCUUGCUCUCGUGGCUGGUUUCGUUUAAACUACGGUGCUGAGGAGACCGUUCUUGAACUUGGGCUUCGUCGGCUCGAGCAUGCGUUGGGGGUUUUGGAGGACGACGGGUUGACUUUAUGUGAAUCAGUGGCCGAUAAACCAGGUGGGAAGGAGGAGAAUAACAAGAGUCAUAUGAAGAACUGGGUCAUGUCGUCUUUCUUUUAUAGCACGUAA
This is a messenger RNA of Fusarium vanettenii 77-13-4, 1422 nucleotides long. RefSeq lists its product as uncharacterized. The record is from RefSeq and is a predicted model, not a curated record. Gene Ontology annotation, biological process: biosynthetic process; amino acid metabolic process. Lineage: Eukaryota; Fungi; Ascomycota; Sordariomycetes; Hypocreales; Nectriaceae. Gene Ontology annotation, molecular function: pyridoxal phosphate binding; transaminase activity. The coding region runs from base 1 to 1422 and encodes 473 amino acids. The transcript has 5 exons.